UACAAUUUGAGUACAAACAAAGUAAAAGAUUAAUUUACUUUUGAUUGUGUCUUUUUCUUAACUAAAACUAUGAUAAUUUACCUGAGAUUAACUGUCACCCUGUUGAUUACUUUAUUCACAGUUAAUCGAGUUAAUUCAUUACAAUGGAAAAAUUCACCAAGAGAAACCAGGCAACAAUUUCGCUUUCCAAAUCCUCCACCAAACAAUCAGCCGUUAAUUGGUGAGAAACCAACUCCACAAGAUGCUGAUACUUUCCUUGAAUGGUUAAUUAGUCGAUCACAAUUAGACUAUUCUGAUGUUUACCAAUCGUACGAUGGUUGGUUCAAUAAUAAAAAUAAUCCAAGUUCCGGAUCUUCAGGUAGCCCACUGAAUCGCUUGAUCCCCGCCAGAUAUAGUGAUGGAAAAGGUAAACCAAUCUCAUCACCUAAUCCAUUUCAUAUAAGUUCAAUUUUAUCCGCAAACCAAAACAAUCAGAAUCACAAUCAACUCGGUAAAAAUGCAUUUCUUGUAUUCUUUGGUGAACAUGUAACUAAUGAAAUCGUCGAUACAAGAAUUACGUCUUCAUGUCCACCCGAAUAUAUCAACAUACCGAUUCCGUGGAAUCAUGAAUUUUAUCGGUCCACAGGCCAUUCUUAUAUGCCGUUCGUACGAGCUAAACAUGAACGUAAAUCUGGUAAAUCUUUUGAUAAUCCUCGAAAAAUGAUUAACGAGGUGACUCCAUAUAUCGACGGUGGGACAAUUUAUGGCCGAUCAAAGGUGAUCUCUGAUCAAUUAAGAAGCUUUGAAUGGGGUCGAUUAAGAUCAGAUAAAAGCAAUAACUUUCCUCGAACUAAUCAAAACGGAUUACCUGUUGAAAAUAAACCAAUUUACUCAAACAAUUCAGCUCAUAUUAAACCAAUCAAAAGAUUCCUAGCCACUGGCGAUUUUCAUGCUAAUGAGAAUCCGUUUCUUUUGGGAAUGAAUAUAAUUUGGUUUCGAUGGCAUAACUUAAUUGCUAAGAAAUUGAGACAAAAAAAUGACAAUUGGGACGAUGAAAAAAUUUUCAAUGUAGCUCGACGUUGGGUAAUUGCUACACAACAACAAAUUAUUGUCAAUGAAUGGCUGCCCAUUUGGACUGGUCAACCCUUGGCUAAAUAUUCUGGUUACAAGCAAUCAGUUGAUCCAUCAAUAAGUCACUUAUUUAGCGGAGCGGCGAUGAGAUAUGGUCAUGUUUUGGUUCCGUCGAAAAUUAAAUUGUGGUCCAAUUCUUGCGAAUUGCGACAAAAGAACAAUCAAAGACCCAGAGUUACGAAAAUCAAUAGAAACUCAGGUUCAACUCAAUCAAUUUUCAACAAUCAACAAAUCGUCGAGUUAUGUAAUAGUUACUUUGAUUCUUCUCCUUUAACUAAUCACGAUUUUAAAUCGUCUCUCAUGAGUUUAACGAUGACCUCGGCUCGUCCUGAUGGAUCAACGAUAUCCAAAGAUUUACAAACUCGAACUUAUGGCCCAAUGGACUUUACUCGACGCGAUUUAGCCGCACUUAACAUUCAACGUGGAAGAGAUUUUGGUUUACCUGAUUAUCUAUCGACUCGGGCAUCAUUAGAUUUACCUGUUUAUGACAAUUUCAUUUCGAUUGCUGAUAAACUUUGGAAUGGAUCAUCGAUUGAUCAACAGAAUCUCAUCAACUCGAUGCUUCAAUUAUAUCCCAAAGUUGAUAACAUUGACCUUUGGCUCGGCGGAUUAAUGGAAUCAAAUGAUAACGGGAUUGGAUCAACAUUCAGAAAGAUAAUUAACCAACAAUUUGAGAGAAUCAGAGAUUCAGAUUAUUUUUGGUUCCAAAAUAAAGGAAAUAAAUUAUUCGAUGACAAUCAAAUCGCUAAAAUUGAAUCUCUAUCAAUUCGUGAUAUCUUAAUUAUGACACUUAAUUUGUCCGAUUCGUCCAUUCAAGAAAAACCAUUUCUGUUACCUAAUGAUCGAGAUAAUUACUUACCUGAAUGUGGACCACUUGAUUUAAUCAAAUUUCCCUGCAAACAAGGUGAUUGUUACUCAACAUCAAACACAAAUGAUGAAAUCAACUCAUGUCCAAAACCACAAACAUUUGAUUACAUGAUUGGCAGUGAGUGGUCAUUUUUGAUAACGAUCGGGUCACUUGGAUUGUACAUUUUGACCUGGACGAUAAUCCUUUGGCUACUUAUCGGUCGACGAAAACGUUCAGAUGAAUUGAAUCGGAAGAAAAGUAAAAAGGCCAAAAUGUCCGCCGCUUCUCACGAUGGAAACACAAUCAUUGCAUUUGAAUGGGAAGGUGAUAUGGACAAUUUAAAACCAAUUCUAAUUCAAUUUGAUUCCACCCAAAAACGAAUUGCAAUUAAAUGCCUCGGGCAGGGAGAGAAAUUAAUUCGUCGGAUUGAUUUCAAGGGAUUACAAUCAGUUAAAUUACAAAUCAGUGUUAAUCCAAAUCAACCAUUAGUGGCAGUUAAGUUUCCCAAUGAACAUGAUUUGAUUGUUUCCUUUGAUUCUGAAGAAGAGCAAACAUCAUUUAUCAAACAAUUAGAAUCGUUCUUGGCCUUGAUCGGUGUAGGUCGUGAUCGCCAAGAAAUGGACUCAAAGCGGAUCCUCAAAUCGUGUUACAGUAAAAAUCAACGACAGAAACACUUGGAAUCCUUUUUUCGAGCAGUUUUUGCUCAUGCUUUUGAUAUUAAACCAUUGAAGAGUAAAGUUGAUUUGAAGAUCGCUAAGAAUAUCUUACAAACUGAAUUAACUGAAUAUGAAUUUGCGGAAGCUCUUGCAAUGAGACCCGAUUCAUUAUUUGUGAAGCAAAUGUUUGCCUUGGUUGAUAAAGACGAAAAUGGUUACAUCUCAUUUAGGGAGUUUCUUGAUAUGAUGAUAAUUUUUGCGAAAGGUUCAUCGGAUCAAAAGGCAAAGCUCAUGUUUGAUAUGUAUGAUUUGGAUGGAACUGGAAGUUUAUCGAAAUCAAAAUUUUCGACAAUGAUUAGGUCAAUGUUGGAAUUGGCUAAUCAAAGUAUCGAACCUGGACAAAUGGAGCAAUUAAUUAAUUCUAUGUUUCAAUCUGCUGGUUUUCAUGAGAAAAAUGAAUUAACUUUAAAUGAUUUUCUUAAAUUUCUUGGGGAUUAUAAAGAUGAAUUUGGUUAUGUUGAACUUAAUUUAGAAAUUGGUGAUUUAAAGACAGAAAUUGAUUCUAAGCAAAAUAAACGUCAAAGUGCAAUGUUAAGAGCUCGAGACAAGGUUGUCCGAGCCUAUUCAAUUUACGGUGACAAUCAAUCGCAAUCAACUGAACAAAGUAAAUCAGAUCAACUGAUUUUCGUUGAAACCUCACAAUCAAGAGGUGAACAUGGUUUAGUUAAUCAACUAUCACGAUUCAUUGAUGAACGUAAAUGGCACAUCUUCUGGUUUUUGGUGUUCAUCUUAAUGACAAUUUAUUUGUUCGUUGAUAAAUUAAUUUAUUAUUCGUUUUUCAAUGAAGAUCGUGGAUUGCGACAAAUCACUGGCGUUGGUUUGGCCUUGUCCAGAGGAUCGGCUUCGGUUCUGAUGUUUGUCUUUUCGUUGAUUCUGUUAACCAUGUCUCGAAAUAUAAUCACAUUGUUGAGAGAAACUUUUCUUCAUAAAUACAUUCCCUUUGAUGCUUCAGUCUCUUUCCACAAGAUAAUUGCAAUAAUUGGCUUGAUAUUCAUUGUUAUUCAUACAAUUGGACACACUUUUAAUUUCUACAACAUUUUAACUCAACGCCCGGCUGACCUUUUAUGCCUUUUCCCGGUAACACAUUCAAGAUCAAAUGAAUUACCCAAAUUUGUCGAUUGGUGUUUUAAGACAAUCACUGGUAUAACGGGAUUACUUUUACUCGGCCUAGUGACCAUAAUUUACAUAUUCUCAACACCGAUUUCCCGUCGAUAUGUUUUUACCGCUUUCUGGACAACUCAUAAUCUUUAUCCUCUCUUUUAUUUAUUGAUGUUUCUUCAUGGACUUGGUCGGCUAAUCCAAUCCCCGCUUUUACCCUCUUAUCUGAUAAUCCCUUUAAUCUUAUUCAAACUUGAUAAAUUGCUCAGUAUUUCGAGGAAGAAGACAGAAAUUCGUGUGAUUCGAGCGGUUCAUUAUCCUUCCAAUGUCACGAUGCUCUGUUUAGCUAAGCCGGAGAACUUUGAAUAUAAAAGUGGCCAAUGGGUUCGAAUCGCAAGUGUUGGCCUGAAUUCGAAUGAAUUUCAUCCAUUCACUUUAGCCUCUGCUCCACACGAAGAGAAUCUUCAACUAUUCAUUCGAGCGGUUGGACCUUUCACUUCUAAUAUUCGACAAAUUUAUGACCCAAAUGGCCUGAGAAUGUCACCCAUUUAUCCAAAUAUAAGAUUAGAUGGACCUUAUGGCGAAACUCACCAAGAUUGGUUUCGAUUUCCAGUUUCUGUUCUGGUCGGUGGGGGAAUUGGAGUUACACCUUUUGCCUCCAUAUUGAAAGACGUUGCCUUUAGGGCUUCAAUUAAUCGCAUGCAAACUUGCCACAAGGUUUACUUCCUAUGGGUAACUAGAACUCAGAAGCAUUUUGAAUGGUUGGUUGAUAUACUUCGAGACCUCGAGGAAAAGGACAUCGCUAAUUUGGUCUGUGUUCACAUCUUCAUUACUCAAUUUUACGAUAAAUUUGAUUUAAGAACAAUGAUGCUGUAUGUUUGUGAGCGACAUUUCCAACGAGUCUCCAAUCGUAGUUUAUUUACUGGAUUAAAAGCAAAGACACAAUUCGGUCGACCCAAUUUUCACCAAUUCUUUACAUCUCUUCAGCGACUUCAUCCGAAGGUUGGUCGAAUCGGUGUUUUCAGUUGUGGUCCACCGCCGAUGACCAAUUCCGUUGGAUCGGCUUGUGAACAAUUAAAUCGUCAAUCAGGAGCUUUGUUUAUCCAUCAUUCAGAAAAUUUUUAAUUAUUAACAAUCAAAUCGAUCAGUUCAUUUUCAGUCUGAAUAAAAUUAAUUUGAUUAUAUUCAA
Messenger RNA from Panonychus citri (citrus red mite), 4960 nucleotides. Its product is annotated as dual oxidase 2-like. Gene Ontology annotation, molecular function: peroxidase activity; calcium ion binding; heme binding. The record is from RefSeq and is a predicted model, not a curated record. NCBI's taxonomy places the organism in Eukaryota, Metazoa, Arthropoda, Arachnida, Trombidiformes, Tetranychidae. Gene Ontology annotation, cellular component: NADPH oxidase complex; plasma membrane. The transcript is spliced from 24 exons. Gene Ontology annotation, biological process: defense response; response to oxidative stress; superoxide anion generation. Bases 70 to 4896 code for a protein of 1608 amino acids.